Molecule: messenger RNA, 4162 nt
Organism: Amoebophrya sp. A120
Lineage: Eukaryota; Dinophyceae; Syndiniales; Amoebophryaceae
Source: the annotation of a GenBank genome assembly
CGAUUAUCGUACAGCUCAACACCCUCUUCGCCGUCGUAAAUUCGCAUGCAUACAGACUCCGCGCUAGGUACAAGAACUUAGUCGUCGAGAAAUCUAUGGUGGAGAUCAUGCGCGAAUAAUUCGAAUCAGAAUCUGCACGCCGCGUGCGUAAAAACGCAACCGCCGCCCAGCAGAGGAAGGCUGGAGAAGUUGAAGAUGGGUCAUUUCCGGGCACCGGCAUUGCUCAUUCACCACAACCGACAACAUAUAUGCAGCCUGAAAGGGACGACGAAAACAAAAUCGAAAUCAUGCUGCUGGAUGUUUCUGCUCCUAAUCGCAGCAAGAGCAGCAUGGCAACCCGGAACCGGAACAUCAAGAACGCAGCAGGGCGGGGGACACACUUCUACACUGGGAUCAUCGUUGUACACCGGCGGCAAUCAACCGCGGGCACCGGCUUUCAUUCCUGCUAGUCAACGAGGGCAAAGCAUAGUACUGGAGCAGUCGACCUCGACGUCGGCUCCUGCUAUAGGAACCGGGGGACACCCACACCCCGGAAGCGGCACGCCAGCGACCAGGACCACGGGAGCCACUUUCACUUACCUUCCAGUCGAGCAUGUGUAUUCACAUUCAGGGCAGGGGCAGUUCAGUGCGCCGUUUAGUGCGCCGUACGCUGGCGGGACGACUGGGUCUUCAUACACGACAGGAACCGCAGCCGGAGUAGAAAGCGCGCUCGUUUCGGGGCACCAGCAGCCCCCCGUCCGUCCGGCGCCCGCCCGCCAGAUCCAGAUCGUCCGGCAAGUUUCUUCGACCGCUGCCGCGGGAGGGAGUUCUAUUACGACGGCAGCGUUUGCUGGUGCAGCAGCGCCAAGUGGACACGCAGGGUACACCACUUUUGUAGUUCCACCUGGCCGCUCGGAAUGUAAUGCCGGUGACGUAGUAGUUCCUGCAGCCCCUCGGCUUCUGACACCUCGAGGCCUGUCCUCGACAGAAACGCGGCCACAUCCAGCGGUUGCAGUCUACAGCGUCAGUGAAGAUCAUGCAGGAGGAGCUCCUGGCGCAACUGCAAGUAGUUCUCGUCCAGCAUUCCCUAGCUCGACAUUCUUGGCGCAACAAUGGCCACCAUUGUCUUUGUCCCCUGUAGUUGCUUCCACUGGACACGAAGUACAAUCUUCGUCGACUACGCAACACGUGGAAAUCGAUCCGACGUUGCCGCCCUCCUCCUCGCACCAUGGGCUGCAAGUUGAUAGCAGUGUCCGACUAGGAGGACGAGCAGCAAAAGCCGAUGCAGCUGCACGAUCGGAAACUUCUACGCCAUCUGCGUCUACCGGAUCCUUUGUCGUGAACGAUUACUUGCACACACAACAGGCUUCCCCGAAGAUUAAUUUCUUAAACCUGCUCGAUUCUAGUAGACGACAGGAGGAAGAGAGAGUUGUACAGGAUCAUGCAAACACCCACCCAGCUGCCUCCUGUCUCAACGCGGCACUUCUUUCUUUCCGAGACGGUCCCCCGGUUUGUAACUCUAACUCCUCCUGCACGUCAAAAAGAAAUAAGCAGUGCGAACAACAAGCGUCCCACGUUUUCACCCAUCCACAAACCGGUCGGAAACUCUUUCUCGCCGGAUCCGCGUUUGCGAAAUGCGGGGCGUGGCAAAGAAACGAAUGUGUAAAGUUCAACUUGGACAUGAGCCAGGGCGAGUUCAGAACGCCGGCGUUGACCUAUGGGGGUGUCAGGAUUGAAAUCGACAAAGUUGAAAUAACUUGUAAUGCAUAAAAUCGAUACCAGUUGGAAGCCCAAUUUCCAAGCGGUGCGUGACAAAUUUUAGGAGCACCGGAAUCCUAUUUGUCAUGCUGUUUGGGCACAGAAGACUGCUUUUGUCAUGCUCCUUUAGCAGCUCUAUGUCUAUCCGAAACCCUAAAAAAUAGGCUCACAAUCUGCCUCGCCUGCCAUCCCGGCAAGACAGGCACUUCAUGACUUGCAUUUCAUGCAUGACAAAUCAUUUCAAAUUUGUCGAUUUCAAACCUGACGCUUCCAUAUGACCACGCGGGUGGUUAUUCCGGUCUACGAUAACGCAGUGGAGGUGGGUGUUUUGUUUUCCUUCCUCUUGGAUGGCUUGCGCUUCGUUGACGCGGCGCUGGGCGGUGAUUUUUUCGCAGAAGACGAAGUGGAAAAGCAGGAAGUUCGUGAUAAAGUGUUCAUUAGCCGGACGUCUGAUUGUCCCCCGGGUAUGCUAGAUUCUUUCGCCGAUAGUGGAGCUUCUCCCACGACCAGCCAAUGCCGCCGACGAGAACAAGAAUUAUUUGCAGGAGGACCGGGAUCAACUCGAUCUUUCGAGAAAGAAAUCUCCAUUCCGCAAGCCCUCGCGAAGGAGCUGCACUGGCUGGGGCGGAGGAAGCAGGAUACUCAGUAUUUCGAUGAGGACGAAGAAGAUGAUUUUGCUGACUCCGAAGCUGGUGAAGAUCCGGCUCAUGAUAGUGCAAACAACUUCGACAUCGAAAUCGGGGCAGGUGCAGCCCUCCCCGUGGUCCCCCACCCGCCGCCCGUGGAGACGCAGGGUGCACCAUCUACUUCCAGAGCAGCGUCUUCAGAAGGUAUUAACAAGCCGAAACGAAAUUAUGGAAAUACGAAUACCCCGCCGGCUGUUGUAAGAUACAAAAAAGGUUCUGACCUCCGGCGAAGGAUUGACAAGGAACAGGAAAUUUUUGAGUUCGCCGACGAACUCGGCUCGGUUGAGAAGGACGUGAAACGAGUGAUGGCGGACCGUGCGGCGCAGUUGCUUUCUGAGGAGGUCGGACAAGUACAAGAACUACCACCGGAUAUACAUAUAAUCAACCAAGGAACAAUACUAGGAAGGAACGGCUCAGUUUCAUCCCUGCCGAAAGAGGAGGAGCUCCGCAGACGAAAGAUUGCCCUCCUCCGUCUCAUCGGCCAGCGCGGCUUGGUGGCCGUAGACCCGGUCCACGGUAGGAAGCUCCCGGCCGGCCAAGGGGCGCACGACCAGGUGACCUUGGGGUCCGCGUGGCACAUCCCGCGAGGACCAGAAAUUGAUGUUCCGCCAAAAACAACUUCUAAUGGGGCAGCUGCAGCUGCAGGCUCAACCCCAUCUUCCUCUUCCGGAGAAAACAGCAACAUAACCCGGUUGAAAAACCUUUUCCUCCCGCUGAAGCCAAACCUCCUGGUGAAUUGCGCCGUCGGAAAGUCCCGCAGCGUCACCGUCGUGCUAGCGUACUUGAUGGUGGUGCACGAUUACUCCCUCCGGGACGCUUUUGUGUUAGUGUACAGCAAGCGGCCGCUGAUGCUUCCCAAUAAAGGAUUUUUUCAGGGACUCCAGCUUCUGGAGCGGUGGCUUGUACGGGUCACGGGAGGUAUGACUGGGAGGGGGAGCAGGCGGGACGACAGGAGAGACGAGCGAUUGAUGUUGUCAGGACGAGUUCUUGGCGAAAGAACGACAUCUGGGCGGAUAUUAUGCGCAUCCGCGGAAGAGGAUUCCGACCAGCAAAGUUCGGAAGAUGUUGGUCAUGACGAUGACGACCAGCAGGCCGGCGGGUCCAAGACGCGUGAAGACGAGCACAAGGACAAGCAGUCAGAAGACGCUUUACUGGAUCCUUGGAUUUGGCAGCCGCCCGAAAGAGCCGCUGGUUGGUCGCCCUUGAAGAGCACCAGACCUCGUUCUCGGAAUACAAUUUCCAUGCAGGAGUACAAUGCGCUGAAAAAUCGGAAGAAAGAACAGGAAAACAAAAACCGGGGCGGAGGGCAUCGUGUGAUUUAUGAUUUGGAGUGCUGUGUGUGUUGAUAGGGCUACAAAUGAAUAUGAAUAUGGAUCAACCGUAGGCAGGAUAAAGAUUGGAAAUCGAAAUCCAUGUAGCAUGCAGCAUGUGCUGCGAGCAUUCGCCACCUGCAUAUAUGUCAAUGUGCUAAUACUACUACUAUCCAGAGCUGUCUGCUCUAUGAAAAAAAUAUUUUGACAUUUGGGCCAAUUUGGCAUUGCAAGUUUUUGCCGAUGCUGGUCUACAGAUUUCAUGAGUGACACAUUUUCGUUAUUUUCCCAAAGUUUGCUAAAGAAUACAGUAAAAGAAAACACUAGCUGCGCGACUGCUGGUGCAACGACGCCUUUUCGGCCUUUUGCGAAAAUUGAGAAUAUGAUGGCCUAGCGAGCUCGAUCUGCUGAAAGCGAAAGCCACAUUAU